AGAACCUUCCACUUGGAACCUCCACAAAGCUUCUUCCCCCACUCUCUCUCCCUCUCUGUCUAUUACACACACACACACAAAAACAGAAACAAACACAAUGCUGAUAUAACUCAUCAGAUCAGCGUUUAAGUUUGAGAGAGAAGGUACGUACACACGUAAGAGAUAUUUGAAGAUGCUGAAGAAGCUGUGGGACGACGUUGUGGCCGGUCCUCAACCUGAGCGUGGACUUGGGAGGCUGAGGAAGCUCAACACCAAAGAUGGUGAAGGAGAAGGAAGCAUGAUGACGUCGCCGACAUCACAGGCAUCGACGCCGAAAACACCGUCAACGCCGACGUCGGCGAGGAAAGAGGACAACGUGUGGAGGAGCGUGUUCAAUCCGGGGAGUAACUCUGCCACCAAGAGCAUUGGUGCUGAGAUGUUUGACAAGCCUCUCCCAAAUUCUCCCACUGUUUAUGAUUGGCUCUACAGCGGAGACACCAGGAGCAAGCAUCGCUAACUUGACGGAGGGUCUAAUGCAGAUGCUGUCUUUUCUCCUUGAAUGUCUGCCACGUGUACUCCAUUUGACGCGUCCGACUUUGAUUCUGGUCCGUGUCGUUUACUGAGUGUCGUUUUUAUAUUUUUGCCUGUGCUUUUGCUCCAGCAGAUUAACCGGUAAUCUGCGUGUUCAAUAUUUCUGUAAGAGGAACGCUCCGUUCCUAUCACUUUUUGGAUCUCUCAUUUCUGCAUCUCAUUCUCAAGGUA
Molecule: messenger RNA, 741 nt
Organism: Prosopis cineraria
Lineage: Eukaryota; Viridiplantae; Streptophyta; Magnoliopsida; Fabales; Fabaceae
Product: dormancy-associated protein 1
Exons: 3
Coding region: 173-496 (107 amino acids)
Source: RefSeq, a predicted model, not a curated record